Molecule: messenger RNA, 3128 nt
Organism: Olea europaea var. sylvestris
Lineage: Eukaryota; Viridiplantae; Streptophyta; Magnoliopsida; Lamiales; Oleaceae
Product: transcription termination factor MTERF9, chloroplastic-like
Exons: 7
Coding region: 163-1746 (527 amino acids)
Biological process (GO): regulation of DNA-templated transcription
Molecular function (GO): double-stranded DNA binding
Source: RefSeq, a predicted model, not a curated record
AAGACUGCUGUCUGUAAACUUGAAUUAGCGCCACAAAUGACGUCCCGACAGAACAGUAACCCAGACGUCGAAGCAAGAAGAUAAGAUGAAUUCAGGAUAAUUGUUAGGGUUUUAGAGUAUAUUCUUCUCAGUUUCACCCGUCUUUUAAAUCCAAAAAUAGAAAUGGCAGUUUUCUUGCUCUUUACUACCACAUUCAAUCACUCACACACUUACACUACUUUCAAUUUCUUCACCUCACUGCAAAAUUUCUGUGGGGAUUCAUUCUCCAAUUUAAAGGCUAAAGGAAGAAUUCACAGAAUAUGUUGUAGGAAGGUUCGAGUUGUGUCGUCGCAUUCCAAUCCCAAAAUUCUGAAGCGCAAUCGUAAAUCCAGGUAUGGACAGCCAUUGUCUCCUUAUGACAGUGAAGAAGAAAAAGAAGUUGAUGAUGACGACAGUGGUGGUGACGAUUGGAUUUCUGAUGAAGAGUUUGCAGACAACAAAAUUUCUGAAGCUGAUAGACAAAAGUUAAAGAUGCAGAAUUCGACCAAGAUGAAACAAGCUCAUUGUGCAGGCAGUCGCAGGCAUCUGGAGAGAGGUGGAGGUGCAAGCUCUUUAAAUUCUGGACGAAACCUUGAAACAAGGCAACACAAGUUGGGUAUAAAGAAUGGCAAAGACAUCCUAAAAAAGAGAGAGAGUAGCAUUUCGUAUAACACUUCCAGGCAAUCAGCAAGCAUUUCUUCUUUAGGUGAUAGCAGAGAAAAGGAAGCAGAAAGUUCUUCUAAGAAAAGAUUCACUCAUUUGUCAGAAGAACUAGACUUAGACGAUAGGUGGUUACCGCUUCUGGAUCAUUUGAGCACUUUUGGUCUUAAGGAAUCACAUUUUAUUCAAAUGUAUGAAAGGCAUAUGCCAUCCCUUCAGAUAAAUGUUGACUCUGCUGAGGAAAGAUUGGGAUAUUUGUUAAGUGUUGGCGUCAAACACAGAGAUAUCAGAAAAAUAAUUUUGAGACAGCCUCAAAUUUUGGGGUACACCAUCGAAAACAAUCUGAAGUCUCAUGUUGCCUUUUUGGGAAGAUUGGGCAUUCCAGAAUCGAGAAUAGGGCAAAUAAUUACUGCCACCCCAUCCAUGUUCUCUUACAGUAUUGAUAAUUCUUUAAAACCUACAGUCAAGUACCUUCUUGAGGAGAUAGGAAUCGAGAAGCAUGAUCUGAGUAAAGUUGUGCAGUUAAGCCCUCAAAUUCUGGUUCAGCGGAUAGACAAUACAUGGACUGCUCGUUUCAAUUUUCUGACAAAAGAAUUGGGAGCACCCAGAGAGAGUAUAGUAAAGAUGGUCACUAAACACCCUCAAAUACUACACUACAGCAUUGAAGAUGGAUUACGCCCCAGGAUCAAUUUCUUAAGAGGCAUUGGGAUGUGCAUCUCUGAUAUACUGAAAGUAUUAACUAGCCUUACACAGGUAUUCUCUCUGUCAUUGGAGGGAAAUCUGAAACCUAAAUACAUGUACUUGAUCAAUGAACUUAAAAAUGAGGUCCAUUCCCUGACCAAAUAUCCGACAUACCUAAGCUUGUCUCUUGACCAGCGAAUUCGUCCUCGCCAUAGGUUUUUGGUUUCCUUGAAGAAAGCUCCGAAAGGGCCAUUUCCUUUGAGCUCACUGGUUCCAACUGAUGAAAACUUUUGCCACCAGUGGGCAGGAACUAGCUUAGACAAAUAUCUGGAUUUCCGGGAGAGAUUGCUGCUCAAAGAGUUUGCAAAGAAGUACGAAAGAAAAUGAUUAGUUCCAUUCUCAUUCCUAGUCUACUUGGUAAUAGAUCACACACAUUACAGCAAAUUGAGAUGCAUAUACUCUUUUCCUGGGAACACUUGAAUAUUAAGGUGAGUCAGAUGUUCAUGAUAAUUGACACAUACAUUUAUAUCGAAGAAACAUGUAUAAUGUUAAUUUCUGUUUUAUAUCUGUGCUAGCUGUUUCUAAAUUUUGCUAUACAAUUUUGCGAGGUGUUGUCCUACGUCAAUGCUUACACUGUGAUAGUCCCUGUUUAUUAAAAUCGAAUUAAAACUAACCUUGAUAUGCUGGGUUCCAGUGAUGACGUUUGAUUGUUAGAAUCAACAGAAGUUAGUCCUCCUCCUCCUCCUCCUUGAUAUGCUGGGUUCCAGUGAUGACGUUUGAUUGUUAGAAUCAACAGAAGUUUGUUAUUUGAUUACAACCCGUUAAGAGAAAAGAUAUGCAAUAGCUAGUCUUGACGGCUGCUGAUUUCUUGUUGAAGGAUUCUUUUGUGCUCGUUUCUUUGACACUUCCUGUCUUUCAUACUUCUUAUUACAUACAACGGCUAUGCUUUUCCCUGUUGCAGUACCUUCACAACUACCAACUUUUAUUUUGAUGGCAGUUAAGAAGGUAUCAGUGAUUAUUAUUUCCCAUUUCUUUUGAAUAUGUAUUGGUAAUUCCUCUCUUUUCCCCCAACAUAGGCAUGAUUAACUAUUUCAUAAAAAUCAUUCUUUUCUACUACCCUCGUGUAUAUUUUGUUGUAAUACUGGUAUGUAUUAUGAUUUGGGAUACUUCUUAGCGAUGAAAAUAUUUGUUUAUAUAAAUUCAAAAUGUUGGCAAAGUUAUUUCUAUCAUUUGUUUUUUCGUACUUGACCCUAAGUGCAUGAUAUCGUUAAAUGAAGUUUGUGAUUCUAAGUGUCAUUCACUUGUGUUCUUCACUUACUCUAGACGAUCGUUAAAUUAGCAUGAUCAUGUCUUGUAAUCUUUGUAUAAACUUCAUUUUUGCAAGAUUUCGUGUUCACACAUAGUAGAGCAAAUUCACAAGGUUUUAGACACCACUCCCAAACUUAGGACGAACAUUGUCCUUUAUGUUUAACCAGUACAAAGAUAUGUGCAAAUUGACACUCUUUCAGUUUGCCAAUUGGAUCCAGAUUUUUGCACUGUUGCAUCACCAAACAUGUCAUAAGUUGUUGAAAAAUGUUUGGUGCCAACGAGUAGUAAGAUGUUGCGAAACUACAUGGAAAUGAUGAGGAAUCAAUUUUCCACAAUGUCCAUUAAGUUGAUCAUUUGGAGUUUGGUUUUCUUUUCUACUUUGACUUUGUUACGAGUAUAUGAGUUGCAAAUUGCAACCAUUGACUUUUGUUUGCAUUAAAUGAAGUUUAUUGUUUUGGUUU